Molecule: messenger RNA, 1101 nt
Organism: Thlaspi arvense
Lineage: Eukaryota; Viridiplantae; Streptophyta; Magnoliopsida; Brassicales; Brassicaceae
Source: the annotation of a GenBank genome assembly
AUGGCUUCUGAUAGAGAAGACUUUACUCUCUGUGGUCCUUCACACCUCACAAAUUUUGAUUGGGCAAACGAAAAUCACCAACGUUGUGUAGCAGCUUGUUUAGUUCAAGGGAUUUACAUUGUAGAGCGUGAUCGUCAGCUUAAACGUGAAGGCUCUGAAGCUCUCGCAUCUCCAUGGUGGGACUUCUUCAACUUCAAACUCAUCCGUCACCUUGUAGACGACGCCGAUUUCUCCAUCUUCGGCGGCAUUUACGAAUUCAAACCACCACAAGACACCACCACCACCACCACGGUCGUAGACUCUGGAGUUCCACGCUAUGUCUUAGCUUUUAGAGGAACAUUGACUAAACCUGACUCGAUAUCUCGUGACCUUGAGUUAGACAUACACAUUAUCCGAAACGGGCUUCACAAAACGUCCCGUUUCGAGAUCGCUAUGCAAGCCGUGAGAAGCAUGGCUUCUUCUUCUUCCGGUGCGUCGAGCCUCUGGUUAACAGGACAUUCUAUGGGCGCGGCGAUGGCGCUUUUAGCCGGAAAAACAUUGGCAAAGACCGGUGUUUACAUCAGAUCGUCGCUGUUCAACCCUCCGUUUGUUUCUCCACCGAUCGAGAGAAUAGCCAACGAGCGUGUUAGAAGCGGGAUUAGAAUCGCAGGGAGCAUUGUAACAGCGGGUCUCGCUCUCUCAAGAACACUGAAACAAGCACAACAGCAGCAGAACCAGCAGCAAGAAGUGAAACAACAGAACUUGUCUGAAGAUACGAUAAAGGCGCUGUCUUUGUGGUUACCUGAGAUACAUGUGAAUCCAGGGGACCAUCUAUGUUCUGAGUACAUUGGGUUUUUCGAGCACCGAGGAACAAUGGAACAGUUUGGGUAUGGAGCCGGGUUCGUUGAGAGGAUGGCGAUGAAUCAUUCCUUGGGAGGUUUGUUGAUGGAUGCGAUGGGAGUGAGUAAUGCAGUGGAAGUAGAUGAACCGGUUCAUGUGAUCCCAUCGGGUAAGUUAAUAGUAAACAGGACUAAUUCUGAAGAUUACAAGGAAGCUCAUGGGAUACACCAAUGGUGGAGAGAUGACCAAGAUUUGGUUUCUCACAUUUACUUGUUCAAAUAG